Saccostrea cuccullata (small rock oyster) is the source of this 2060-nucleotide messenger RNA. Its product is annotated as bifunctional 3'-5' exonuclease/ATP-dependent helicase WRN-like. The transcript is spliced from 2 exons. Gene Ontology annotation, molecular function: nucleic acid binding; ATP binding; 3'-5' DNA helicase activity. Bases 312 to 1679 code for a protein of 455 amino acids. Gene Ontology annotation, cellular component: cytoplasm; chromosome; nucleus. NCBI's taxonomy places the organism in Eukaryota, Metazoa, Mollusca, Bivalvia, Ostreida, Ostreidae. Gene Ontology annotation, biological process: double-strand break repair via homologous recombination. The record is from RefSeq and is a predicted model, not a curated record.
GUCAUCAAGCUAACACUAACCUCUAUCCUAGGACGCAUCACAAGCAAAAUUUCGCUUUUUACUCAUACGCGGCUGUAAAAAGGUAACGGAAACAAAUACGCCUGUUAAGAAAGAUAACCAGUUAUAUUAUAUUUCAAAUUAUUGAAAUAUGCGUUAUUUUGUGAAUGUCGCGUUUUAUUUUUAUAAAAUUAUGUUUAAUUACAUGUUAGCUGUCUAUUUAAAUUAAUAAUAUUCGAAAUAAAUAAUUGAAUAAACUCGGAUUUUUUUCUACUUUCAUUUUCGUUUUGAUUUCAACACGUGUUUGUUUAUGGAUGGAUUUUAUAAGAGAAACUGCGAAAGCUGUUGGCUUUGAAAAGCCACUUAAAGAAGAACAACUUCUGUGUUUGUCCUCAGUGCUAGAAGGUAAAGACAUAGUGGCGAUUCUUCCCACUGGUUAUGGGAAAAGCUUAAUUUUUCAAUUAGCUCCCCAAGUGAUUAUGCGGAGCAGGGGCAUUCCGGCCUCUAAAAGUGUAGGUCUGAUAAUUACUCCAUUGAACAGUAUCAUGCUAAAUCAAAUUCAGGCCCUACAUUCAAUGGGAAUAUCAGCAUGCUCCCUGGACUACUCUUGUAGCAAGGCCCAGACAUUUGAAUUCGACAGGGACAGUGAUGAGAGCGGGGAUGAUGCUGACUGUGACAAUCAAAUCCUGACAACUGCCCCCAUUUCAGACAUACUAGAAGGGAAGUAUUCCCUCAUAUAUGCACACCCCGAGGCACUGCUUAGCUGUGCCCAAGGCGAGAGACUACUAAAGCAGCUUCAGAAAAGUGAAAUGAUUGUGUGCAUUGCAAUUGAUGAGGCUCACAUCAUACUAGAAUGGGGAGCUGAAUUUCGAAAGGAUUUUUCCAGGAUAGGAGAAAACUUGUUGUCAAGAUUUCCAGACAUCCCUGUAAUGGUGUUCACUGCCACUGCUCCUCCAAAGGCUCAACAGCAAAUUAUAAGGAAUCUUAAUCUCCGAAAUCCGCAAGUUAUUUCCAUUAACCCUGACAGGCCAAACAUAAAAUACAGCACUAUUAUGCGACCACCAUCUAGCCAAACUGUGGAGCAUUUAGAAGAGAUUCUAAUACCAAUUAUGGAGGGGCUUGCCACAGAGAAGCAGAACUACCCGUUGACUAUCAUGUAUACAGAUACGAGUGUUAUAAGCUACAGUUAUACAUAUCUAGAAAAGAAUUUGGGCAACAGACAGUACAUUGGUGACUCUAUUCCUGAAAACAGAAUCUUCGCACAAUACCACCAAACCUAUACUGACAAAAUGAAAUCUUUCAUUGUGCAGGAAAUUUGCAAAGCUGAUAGCAGAAUUCGAUUUGUGAUGAGCACUGUAGCACUAGGAAUGGGACUAAAUGCCUUGCAUGUCAGACAUGUUAUUCACUACAAGCCUCCAACAACAAUUGAAAGAUAUUUCCAAGAGACUGGCAGAGCAGGACGGGAUGGUGAACCCAGCUAUGCUACGCUUUACUACAACAACACUGACAUCAGAUCAAACCGACCAGGGAUUGACAAAGCAAUAGUGAAAUAUUGCAAAAACACAUCUUCUUGCAAGAGAGCUGUGAUGCUAGAGUGUUUUGGUUUUCAACCUAUUCAGGGAAAUCAAAAUUGUUGUGACUUUUGUGAUUCAAAUCAUGGCCAGGAAGCUUCAAGUGUCUGAAGUUGAAGUGAAACAUAUAUCCUCUAGGAUUCAUACCUCAAGUAAAUCCUGUUCCACAUGAAACAGUUCUUCAAUAACUGGUGAAAACUGUUCUAAACGAUCUGAUCGACUGUGUGCUCCAGCCCUCAGACUGCGUGCCGAAUCAAACGUAACCCUCGUCAGCUGGUCACCACCCAGUGGAAUUGUUGCCGUAUUUUCAAAUUCAUCCUCUAUGAAAUCAAAAAUAAAUAAAAUUCAAUCAUCUGUUUGAAUGUAUUGUUCUGAAAAUUUUAAGAAACAUUAUUCAAAUCUGUAUAAGAAAUAACAUAAAUGAAAUUUACUUGUCUCUAUGAUGAUCAUAAAUAUGUUCUGGUAAAAUCAUUAAAAUAUUAAUAAAUUGAA